AUGGGGAUGGUCUUCAGCACCACGGGGCUCUACGGGGCCUUCAUCAGGAGCCUGGACAGCCUCCAGGGGCGGCCGCGGGGGUCUCCGCCGCCCCCCCUGCCCAUCGCCGCCGUCAUCCUGAGCCUGCGGGACCUGAUCGGGUACCUGGAGCCGCCGCCCGCCGAGCUGCGCCACGAGCAGCGCCAGGCCCGGCUGCGGGCGCUGCGGGCCCGCCAGAGCCUCUUCCAGCAGGAGGUGCUUAAAGGGUUAAACUCGGGCUUAAAGGGUGAAACUCGGGGUGGAAGGGUUAAAGUCGGGGUUCAAAACCUUCUGGGGGCCAUGGGGAUGGUCUUCAGCACCACGGGGCUCUACGGGGCCUUCAUCAGGAGCCUGGACAGCCUCCAGGGGCGGCCGCGGGGGUCUCCGCCGCCCCCCCUGCCCAUCGCCGCCGUCAUCCUGAGCCUGCGGGACCUGAUCGGGUACCUGGAGCCGCCGCCCGCCGAGCUGCGCCACGAGCAGCGCCAGGCCCGGCUGCGGGCGCUGCGGGCCCGCCAGAGCCUCUUCCAGCAGGAGGUGCUUAAAGGGUUAAACUCGGGCUUAAAGGCCUCGCUGAUCCGGGGGAACCGCGCCAACUGCGCGCUCUUCUCCACCAACCUGGACUGGCUGGUCAGCAAGCUGGACCGGCUGGAGGCCUCCUCCGGCAUCCUGGAGGUGCUGUACUGCGUGCUGAUCGAGAGCCCCGAGGUGCUGAACAUCAUCCAGGAGAACCACAUCAAGUCCAUCAUCUCCCUGCUCGACAAGCACGGCCGCAACCACAAGGUGCUGGACGUGCUGUGCUCGCUGUGCGUCUGCAACGCGGUGGCCGUGCGCUCCAACCAGAACCUGAUCACCGAGAACCUGCUGCCACGCCGCAACCUGCUGCUGCAGACCGGCAUGGUCAACUACGUCACCAGCGUGCGCCCCAACCUGUUUGUGGGGACGGCGCCGGGCUCGACGCAGUUCCGCUGCUGGUACUUCGAGGUGGCCGUGGAGCGGGCGCGGCCCUUCGUCACCGCCGUGCCCACCCACCUGCGCGUGGGCUGGGGGGCGGCCGGGGGCUUCCGGCCCGCCCCGGGCGGGGGCGCGGGCUGGGGGGGCAACGGCGCCGGCGACGACCUCAACUCCUUCGCCUUCGACGGCCUCCACCUGUGGACAGGGGGUGUCCCCAAGGCCGUGGCGUCCCCCCAGCACCGGGCUCUGGCCGAAGGGGACGUGGUCAGCUGCUGCCUGGACCUGGGGGUCAGGGUUGGGUACACCAUGUCCAACGGGUACAAGCCGGCGCCGCUGGACCUGUCGCACGUGCGCCUCACGCCGGCCCAGCUGACCCUGGUGGAUCGCCUGGCCGAGAACGGCCACAACGUCUGGGCCCGGGACAGGGUCCAGCAGGGCUGGACCUACAGCACCACCCAGGACAUCAAGAACAAGCGGAACCCGCGGCUGGUCCCCUACAACCUGCUGGACGAGGGGACCAAGGCCACCAACCGCGAGAGCCUGUGCCAGGCCGUGCGGACCCUGCUGGGCUACGGCUACAACAUCGAGCCCCCCGACCAGGAGACGCCCUCGCAGGGCUCGGCUCCCGGGGGUCCCCGCGCCCCCCGGCCGCGGCUGUUCCGGGCGGAGCGCGGCUCGGCCGUGCGCAGCGGCCGCUGGUACUUCGAGUUCCAGGCGGUGACGGCCGGCGAGAUGCGCGUGGGCUGGGCCCGGCCCGGGCUGCGCCCCGACACCGAGCUGGGCGCCGACGACAUGGCCUUCGUCUUCAACGGGCACCGUCUGGCAGUUAAGGGGUGUAUGGGGUUCCCCGGAUGUUGGGGGUUCCCUGGGGGUCCCCAAAGUGGGGUGACCCCCCCGGUGCCCCCCAGGUUCCUGUUCAAGGGGCGGAAGACGCCGUUCGCGCCCCCCCCCGCGCCCCCUCCCGUGCCCCGGCUGGAGGAGGACGUGGUGCCCGACGAGCGCGACGACCCCGAGGUCAUCAUGAACACCACCACGUACUACUACUCGGUGCGGCUGUUUGUGGGGCAGGAGCCGGGCAGUGCCUGGGUGGGCUGGGUCACCUGCGUGCGCAGCGUCACCGUCACCAUGGGCGACGACCGCGGCAACGUGCACGACAGCAUCAAGCGCAGCAACUGCUACAUGGUGUGGGGGGGGGAGUUUGCGACCCCCACCCAGCAGGCCAGGGUGUCCCACACUGACCUGGUCAUCGGCUGCCUGGUGGACCUGGCCACGGGGCUCAUGACCUUCACGGCCAACGGCAAAGAGAUCAACACCUUCUUCCAGGUGGAGCCCAACACCAAACUGUUCCCGGCCGUGUUCGUGCAGCCCACCACCCAAAACGUGCUCCAGUUCGAGCUGGGCAAGCUCAAGGUGAGGGCUGGGACCCUCCCCAGGUGCAUCGACAUCCUGGAGCUGUGGGAGCGCGAGGAGCUGCUGCAGUUCCAGUGCCACACGCUGCGGCUGUACUGCGCCGUGUGCGCGCUGGGCAACAACCGCGUGGCCCACGCGCUCUGCAGCCACGUGGACCAGGCCCAGCUGCUCUUCGCCAUCGAGAGCCCCGAGCUGCCGGGCCCGCUGCGGGCCGGCUACUACGACCUGCUGCUGGCCAUGCACCUGGACGCGGCGCAGCGCGCCCGCUCCUCCAUGAGCGCCGAGUUCAUCGUGCCCAUCACCGAGGCCACGCGCGCCAUCGCGCUCUUCCCCGACGGCGGCCGCUGCCCGGGACCCCCGGGCGUGGGGCCCAGCGUCUGCCUGAGACCCCAGCCCCAUUUCUCGGAGCCCUGCUUCAUCCGCGCGGCGGGCGGCGACGGGCGGGCGCCGCUCAGCCCGGCCAUCCCGCUGGACGAGCUGGGCGCCAAGGCCAUGCGCAUGCUGGCCGAGGCGGUGGCGGGCGGGGGUCCCCACGCCCGGGACCCCGUGGGGGGAAGCGUGGAGUUCCAGUUGGUGCCCGUGCUCAAGCUGGUGUCGGCGCUGCUGGCGGUGGGAGCGCUGGGCGACGGCGACGUGCGCCGCGUGCUCCGCAUGAUCGAGCCACGCGUCUUCGGGGACGCGCGCGGCGACGGCGAGGGACGGCGGGAGGAAGGGCAGGAGGAGGAGGAGGAGGAGGAGGGCGUGAAGGCCAUCGAGGCUGGCGAGGAGGAGGAGGAGGAGGAGGAUGAGGAGGCGAGGAGGAAAAAGGCUAUGGAGGCUGGAGAGCUGGAGGAGGAGGAGGAGGAGGAGGAAGAAGAGGAGGAGGAAGAGAAGGAGGAAGAGCUGGAGGAGGGGCUGCUGCAGAUGAAGCUGCCAGAGUCGGUCAAGCUGCAGAUGUGCCACCUGCUGCAGCACCUGUGCGAGCGGGAGCUGCAGCACCGCGUGGAGGCCAUCGUGCGCUACGGCCGCCUGAUGCGGGCGCUGACCAUGUCGGCCGCGGAGACCGCCCGGCGCACCCGCGAGUUCCGCUCGCCCCCGCAGGAGCAGAUCAACAUGCUGAUGCAGUACAAGGGAGCCGAGGAUCCCUCCCCGUGUUCCCCAGGCGUGGAGCUGACCGAGGAGGAAGAGGAGGAGGAGGAGGAGACGUCGCUGCGGCAGCGGCUGCUGGGGCUGGUGCAGAAGGUGGUGGGGGUCCGCGGGCCCCCCAAGGAGGAGGAGACCCCCCCUGAGGAGCCCCCGGUGCCCAGCACGCUGCAGGAGCUGAUCUCGCAGACCAUGGUGCACUGGGCGCAGGAGGAGAGGAGGCCGUUCGGCCCCGAGGAGCCCCCCGAGGAGAACCGGGUGCACCUGGGCCACGCCAUCAUGUCCUUCUACGCCGCCCUCAUCGACCUGCUGGGCCGCUGCGCCCCCGAGAUGCACCUGAUCCAGGCGGGGAAGGGGGAGGCCCUGCGGAUCCGGGCCAUCCUGCGCUCGCUCGUCCCGCUCGAGGACCUGGUGGGGAUCAUCAGCCUCCCCCUGCAGAUCCCGGCGCUGGGAAAAGACGGGAACGUGGUGGAGCCCCGCAUGGCCGCCAGCUUCGUCCCCGAGCACAAGGCGCCCAUGGUGCUGUUCCUGGACCGCGUUUAUGGGGUGCAGAGCCAGGAGUUCCUGCUCCACGUGCUGGAAGUGGGGUUCCUGCCCGACAUGCGCGCGGCCGCCUCGCUGGACACGGCGACGUUCAGCACGACGGAGAUGGCGCUGGCGCUGAACCGGUACCUGUGCCUGGCGGUGAUGCCGCUCAUCACCAAGUGCGCGCCGCUCUUCGCGGGCACCGAGCACCGCGCCAUCAUGGUGGACUCCAUGCUGCACACCAUCUACCGCCUGUCGCGCGGCCGCGCCCUCACCAAGGCCCAGCGCGACGCCAUCGAGGAGUGCCUCAUGGCCCUCUGCAGGUACAUCCGCCCCUCGAUGCUGCAGCACCUCCUGCGCCGCCUGGUCUUCGACGUCCCCAUCCUCAACGAGUUCGCCAAGAUGCCCCUCAAGCUGCUGACCAACCACUACGAACGCUGCUGGCGCUACUACUGCCUGCCCAGCGGGUGGCCCAACAUGGGCGUCAGCUCCGAGGAGGAGCUGCACCUCACCAGGAAACUCUUCUGGGGCAUCUUCGACUCCCUGGCGCACAAGAAGUUCGAGGCCGAGCUCUACAAGCUGGCCAUGCCGUGCCUCUGCGCCAUCGCCGGCGCGCUCCCGCCCGACUACGUGGACGCCAGCUACUCGUCCCGCACCGAGAAGAAGGCCUCGGUGGACGCCGAGGGCAACUUCGACCCCAAACCCGUCGAGACCCUCAACCCCCAGCCCCUCCCCUCCUCCUCCCCACAGACCCCCCAAAAUCGGGGGGAUUUUGGGGUCCCCCCUGACCCCAAGCCCCCCGAGAUUUUGGGGUGCCCCCUGACCCCCCGUGACCCCCAGGACAAGGAGAUUUACCGCUGGCCCAUCAAGGAGUCCCUCAAGGCCAUGCUGGCCUGGGAGUGGACGGUGGAGAAGGCGCGCGAGGGGGAGGACGAGCGCGCCGAGAAGAAGAAAACCCGGAAAAUCUCCCAGAACGCCCAGGCCACCUACGACCCCUCGCACGGGUACAGCCCCCAGCCCGUGGACCUGAGCGGGGUCACCCUGUCCCGGGAGCUGCAGGCCGUGGUCAGCAGCGGGCGGGUGGAGAAAUCCCCCCACGAGCAGGAGAUCAAGUUCUUCGCCAAGGUCAGGGGGACCCCAAAAACGGGGGCAGAACCCCCCAAAAACGGGGGCAGAACCCCCCAAAAACGGGGAUUGGAUGACGUGCAGGUCUCCUGUUACCGCAUCCUGUGCAGCAUCUACAGCCUGGGCACCGCCCGCGGGCCCCUCGUGGACAGGCAGCGGCCGGCCCUGGGCGAGUGCCUGGCCCGCCUGGCCGCCGCCAUGCCCGUGGCCUUCCUGGAGCCGCAGCUGAACCACCUGAACCCCAGCUCCGUGUACAGCACCAAGAGCGCCCGCGAGCGCGCCCUGCUGGGUCUCCCGUCGCGGGUGGAGGAGCUGUGCCCGGACCUGCCGGACCUGGAGCGGCUGAUGGGGGACAUCGGGGGCCUGGCGGACUCGGGCGCGCGCUACACGGAGAUGCCGCACGUCAUCGAGGUGACGCUGCCCAUGCUGUGCCACUACCUGCCCCGCUGGUGGGAGCGCGGCCCCGACGCCGCCCCCCAGGGCCCCUGGGCCACCGACGGGUAUUUUGAUGGUCCCGGGGUGGUCCCAGGGGUUUUUUGGUGGUCCCGGGGGCCGUUUUGGUGGUCCCGGGGCUCACGGUGGCCACGGUUGCCCGUCGCAGUGUUCGCCCAGCCCAUCGUGAGCAAGGCGCGGCCGGAGCUGCUGCGCUCGCACUUCAUCCCCACGCUGGGGCGGCUGCGGAAGCGCGCGGGGAAGGUGGUGGCCGAGGAGGAGCAGCUGCGGCUCGAGGGCAAGGCCGAGGGCGAGGACGCGGAGCUGCUGAUCCGCGACGAGUUCUCGGUGCUCUGGUGGCCUUGGGGAUACAACCACAGUGGCCAUGGGGACCCAACCAUGGUGGCCACGGAGGUGGUGACCCUGCUCACCAACACCGGUGACCCACCGUCCCCCUGUGACCCCCGGUGUCCCCGCAGGGCCAAGUGGCUGACGGAGCCCAACGAGGACGCGGAGGAGCUGUUCCGCAUGGUGGGCGAGGUCUUCAUCUACUGGUCCAAGUCUCACAACUUCAAGCGUGAGGAGCAGAACUUCGUGGUGCAGAACGAGAUCAACAACAUGUCCUUCCUGACGGCCGACAGCAAGAGCAAGAUGGCCAAGUCUGGAGAUGGACAGGGCGGUGGCUCGGAGCAGGAGCGCUCCAAGAAGCGGCGCCGCGGCGAUCGCUACUCGGUGCACACCUCGCUCAUCGUGGCCACGCUCAAGAAGAUGCUGCCCAUCGGCCUCAACAUGUGCUCGCCCGCCGACCAGGAGCUGAUCACGCUGGCCAAGGGCCGCUACGCCCUGAAGGACACGGACGAGGAGGUUCGGGAGUUCCUGCACAACAACCUGCACCUGCAGGACAAGGUGGAGAACACGGGCUCGGCGCACUGGCAGAUGGCCCUGGUGCUGUCCCCACUCAAUGUCCCCAAUGUCCCCAAUAAGUCGGGGCGCGAGGAGGAGGAGGAGGAGGAGGAGGCGGAGGCGCGGCCGGACCCGCUGCACCAGCUGAUCCUGCACUUCAGCCGCACGGCGCUCACCGAGCAGAGCCACCUGGAGCAGGAUCACCUGUACAUGGCCUACGCCGGGAUCAUGGCCAAGGUGAGCACCCCAAAACCCAGCACGGCCGAGAUGGUGCUGCAGAUGAUCAGCGCCUGCAAGGGUGAGCGGGGGGCCAUGGUCUCCUCCACCCUCAAGUUGGGCAUCUCCAUCCUCAACGGGGGCAACGCCGACGUGCAGCAGAAGAUGCUCGAGUACCUCAAGGCCAAGCGCGAGGUCGGCUUCUUCCAGAGCGUGCAGGCGCUGAUGCAAACCUGCAGGGUGUCCCCAUGCCACUCUGUGGUGUCCCCGUGCCAGUCUCUGGUGUCACCGUGCCACCUCAGAUUGUCCCCGUGCCACCCUGCGGUGUCCCCGUGCCGCCCGUGGCCCGCGGUGACCCCGCUGUCCCCGUGUCCCCCCCGUGUCCCCCCAGGGGAGAAGGUGAUGUCGGACGAUGAAUUCACCCAGGACCUGUUCCGGCUGCUGCAGCUGCUCUGCGAGGGCCACAACAACGACCCACUUUGUACCCCUCCAAACCUCCCAAUGGAGGUGCUCAACAGCCUCACCGAGUACAUCCAGGGCCCCUGCACCGGGAACCAGCAGAGCCUGGCCCACAGCCGCCUCUGGGACGCCGUCGUCGGCUUCCUGCACGUCUUCGCGCACAUGAUGAAGAAGCUGGCCCAGGACUCGUCCCAGCUGGGGCUGCUGAAGGAGCUGCUGGACCUGCAGAAGGACAUGGUGGUCAUGCUGCUGUCCCUGCUCGAAGGGAACGUGGUGAACGGCACCAUCGCCCGGCAGAUGGUGGACAUGCUGGUGGAGUCCUCCAGCAACGUCACCAUGAUCCUCAAGUUCUUCGACAUGUUCCUGAAGCUGCGCGACAUCGUCUCGUCCGACGCCUUCCGCCACUUCGUCACCGACCCGCGCGGGCUCAUCUCCAAGAAGGACUUCCAGAAGGCCAUGGACAGCCAGAAGCAGUACGAGCCCGACGAGAUCCAGUUCCUGCUCUCCUGCUCCGAGGCCGACGAGAACGAGAUGAUCGACGUGGAGAGCUUCGCCCAGCGCUUCCAGGAGCCGGCGCGCGACAUCGGCUUCAACGUGGCCGUGCUGCUGACCAACCUGUCGGAGCACGUGCCGCACGACCAGCGCCUCAAGACCUUCCUGGAGCAGGCCGAGAGCAUCCUGGAUUAUUUCCGACCCUUCCUGGGCCGCAUCGAGAUCAUGGGGGCGGCGCGGCGCAUCGAGCGCAUCUACUUCGAGAUCAGCGGCGCCAACAAGGCGCAGUGGGAGAUGCCACAGGUCAAGGAGUCCAAGCGCCAGUUCAUCUUCGACGUGGUCAACGAGGGCGGCGAGGCCGAGAAGAUGGAGCUCUUCGUCAACUUCUGCGAGGACACCAUCUUCGAGAUGCAGAUCGCCUCGCGCAUCUCCGAGGAGGAGGCGCCGCGCGACGAGGAGGAGGAGGAGGACGAGGACAGGGAGGAAGAGGAGCCGGCCGAGGCGCCGGCGCCGGCUCUGCUGGGUUUCGGGGCGCUGCGGCGGCUGCUGGGGUCCCCGCAGACGUGGCGCCGCAGGAUCAGGAGGCUGCGCAAGAAGUCGGGGCGCGAGCUGGCGUGGGAGGCGGGCGCGGGCGCGGGGCGCGUGGCGCUGGGCGGCGUGCUGGGGGGACUGGGGGUGCUGGGGGCCGUGGGGCGCCUGGCCUGGAGCUCGCUCUUCGGCGGGGGGCUGGUGGAGGGGGCGCAGCGCCUGGGGGUCAUCGAGGUGCUGGGCUCCAUGCCCGACCCCACCCAGGACGCCGUGGGUGGCGGCGAGGCCGGGGCGGGCGACGAGGGGGGACCCCCGGAGCCGGAGCAGCCCCCCGAGGCGCAGCUGGAGGCGCCCCCGGCCGAGGAGGAGGAGGAGGAGGAGCGGCGGGAGGUGAAGGCGGUGCCGGCGGGGCCGGGGGCACGCAAGGACCCCCAUUUCAGGCUGGCGGCCCCCGACGCCCCCGGGGGGCUCGGGGACAUCGGGGAGCCCCCCGGGGCUGAGCCCCCCACGCCCGAGGGGACCCCCAUCCUGCACAGGAAGAUCGGGGAGAUGGCGGAGCAGGCGGGGGAAGGACAGAAGGAAGAGGAGCCCCCGGCCGAGACCGAGAAAGCCGACACGGAGAACGGCGAGAAGGGCGGGGGUCCCGAGGGGCCCGAGGAGGAGCCCCGCGCCCCCCCGAAGCGGCGCAAGUCGGUGCCCCGGGAGCGCCGGGAGCCCCCGGCCGAGGGCGGCUUCGACUUCUGGGGAGAGCUGGAGGUGCAGAGGGUCAAAUUCCUGAAUUACCUGUCGAGGAACUUCUACAACCUGCGGUUCCUGGCGCUGUUCCUGGCCUUCGCCAUCAACUUCAUCCUCCUCUUCUACAAGGUGUCCGAGCACCCCCCGGGCGCCCCGGAGGAGCCCGAGGGCUCCGGGGCGGCCCCCGAGGAGGACGGGGCCGUGCCGGGAGGCGCGGAGGCGGCGGGGGGGGUCCCGGAGGAGCCCGAGGUUUAUUAUUUCCUGGAGGAGAGCACGGGCUACAUGGGCCCGGCCCUGCGCGGGCUNCAAUACCCCGUUGUGGGGGGAGUCUGCCUGUGACCCCCCCGGUGUCCCCAGAUCCCCCUGGUGAUCUUCAAGAGGGAGAAGGAGGUGGCGCGGCGCCUCGAGUUCUCGGGGCUCUACAUCACCGAGCAGCCGCCGGACGACGACGUCAAGGGACAGUGGGACCGCCUGGUGCUCAACGCCCA
Lonchura striata (white-rumped munia) is the source of this 9404-nucleotide messenger RNA. NCBI's taxonomy places the organism in Eukaryota, Metazoa, Chordata, Aves, Passeriformes, Estrildidae. The record is from RefSeq and is a predicted model, not a curated record.